AUGUUCGGCAUUCUCGGUGUCUUUGUCGGUAUGCUCACCACCCUACUCGCCGUUGGCUUCACGAAGGAGCAGCUUGUUCAGGCUGCUGCGCUCACCGUUCUCGGCGGUGGUGCCGGUCUCGCCAUCGGCCGCCGUGUCUCGCCCAUGGCCCUGCCCCAGACCGUGGCCGCGCUGCACUCCGUCGUCGGUCUUGCCGCCAUGAUGACCUCGGCCGCUGUCGUCAUGGAGCCCGAGCACCACGCCGGCGGUCUCUCCAACCUCCUCCUUGCCACCGCUUACCUCGGUGUCCUCAUUGGUGGUGUCACCUUCACCGGCUCCAUCGUCGCCUUCCUCAAGCUCGCGGGCAAGGUCGGGUCGAAGCCUACCAUCCUCCCUGGGCGUCACGCCAUCAACCUUGGUCUCGUUGGCACGAACGCCGCGACCAUGGCAGCUUUCAUGACUCUGGCCCCUACUGCGCCGACCGUCGGUGCCGCGCUGCUCGCUGGUAACGCCGCCCUCUCGUGUAUCCAGGGCUGGACGACCUCGGCCGCCAUCGGCGGAGCCGACAUGCCUGUCCUCGUCACGGUGCUGAAUGCCUACUCUGGAUUCGCGCUCAUCGCGGAGGGCUUCAUGCUUGACAACAUGCUCCUGACGUCUGUCGGUUCGCUCAUCGGCGCCUCCGGUUCCAUCCUCAGUUACAUCAUGGCAAUGAACCGAUCGCUGACCAACGUCAUUUUCGGCGGCAUCGCGACCAACACGGCGAUGGAGGACACGACCAAGGGCAAGUCCGUCGUCAAGACGAACAUUGAGGAGGUCGUCGAUACGCUCCAGAACGCCGAGUCUGUCAUCAUCGUCCCCGGCUACGGCAUGGCGGUCGCCAAGGCGCAGUACGCCAUCAGCGACAUGGUCGCGAAUCUGCGCAAGAAGGGCAUCGAGGUGCGCUUCGGCAUCCACCCCGUCGCGGGCCGCAUGCCGGGCCAGUGCAACGUCCUCCUCGCCGAGGCGGGCGUGCCCUACGACGUUGUGCUGGAGAUGGACGAGAUCAACGACGACUUCAAGGACACGGACGUCGUCCUCGUCAUUGGCGCUAACGACACGGUCAACCCGAUCGCGCUCGAGCCCAACUCGCCGAUCGCGGGCAUGCCCGUCCUGAACGUGUGGAACGCGAAGAAUGUCGUCGUCAUGAAGCGCGGAAUGAGCUCUGGCUAUGCCGAGGUCCCGAACCCGCUGUUCUACUACCCGAACACCAAGAUGCUCUUUGGCGACGCCAAGAGCUCGUGCGACCAGCUCUCCAAGGGCCUGUCCACGCCCGAGGGCGAGGGCAAGUAG
Molecule: messenger RNA, 1308 nt
Organism: Trichosporon asahii var. asahii CBS 2479
Lineage: Eukaryota; Fungi; Basidiomycota; Tremellomycetes; Trichosporonales; Trichosporonaceae
Product: NAD(P) transhydrogenase, precursor
Exons: 4
Coding region: 1-1308 (435 amino acids)
Biological process (GO): NADPH regeneration
Cellular component (GO): mitochondrial inner membrane
Molecular function (GO): NAD binding; NADP binding; proton-translocating NAD(P)+ transhydrogenase activity
Source: RefSeq, a predicted model, not a curated record